AUGUCUUCGACAGCUGGGCCCGCGAUGCCUCCGGCUUCGGCUGACUUGGCAACGACAUGGGCUUUCCUCGAAGAAGGAGUGGAUCAUAUCAUGACCAAGCUCCAGACCGGCGUGAGCUAUAGCAAAUACAUGAGCUUAUACACUGUGGCGUACAACUAUUGCACGUCGUCAAAGAUGAGUGGCGCGUCAUCAGACCACCCGACCGGGCUGAGCAACCGUUCAGCUGGGGCAAACCUGAUGGGAUCCGAUCUUUACAACAACCUGAUUCGAUACUUUGUGUCACAUCUGAAAACGCUGCGUGAAGCAUCGGACGCGCUCCAGGACGAAGAACUGCUCCGAUAUUAUGCUCGUGAGUGGGAUCGGUACACCACCGGCGCGAACUAUAUAAAUCGGCUAUUCACCUACCUGAACCGUCACUGGGUGAAGCGAGAGCGCGACGAAGGACGGAAGGGCGUAUACCCUGUGUAUACAUUGGCUCUCGUGCAAUGGAAAACCAACUUCUUCAUGCAUGUACAGCAGAAGAACACGAAGCUUGCUGGUGCCAUCUUGCGAUUGAUCGAGCAGCAAAGAAAUGGCGAGACAAUAGAUCAGGGCCUCGUCAAGAAGGUUGUUGACUCAUUCGUUUCCCUUGGUUUGGACGACACCGAUAUCAACAAAGCGUGUCUCGAUGUAUACAAAGAGCACUUCGAGGUUCCCUUCAUAGACGCCACCGAGAAAUACUACAAGCAAGAAUCCGAGUCAUUCUUAGCCGAAUCCAGUGUUUCCGAUUACCUAAAGAAGGCCGAAGAGCGACUUCGGGAGGAAGAGGAUCGCGUUGAACGAUACCUACAUACCCAAACCCGUAAACCUCUCAUAAGCAAAUGCGAACAUGUUCUCAUUAGAGAACACUCCGAACUCAUGUGGGAAAGCUUCCAAAGCCUGCUCGAUUACGACAAAGACGAGGAUCUGCAACGCAUGUAUGCUUUACUCUCUCGGAUACCCGAAGGCCUUGAACCCUUGCGCAAGAAGUUCGAGGAGCAUGUCAAGAAGGCCGGAUUGUCUGCCGUCACAAAGCUGAUUGGGGAGGGUGCAGAAAAUGUGGACUCGCUUGAUCCGAAGGCAUACGUAGAUGCUCUCCUCGAGAUUCACCAGAAGAACUCUGAGACCGUCACUCGAAGUUUCCGGGGUGAGGCGGGCUUCGUCGCAAGUCUCGACAAGGCUUGCAGAGAGUUCGUCAACCGAAACGCCGCCACCGGGACGUCAACCUCGAAGUCGCCCGAACUUUUGGCCAAGCAUGCGGACAUGCUGCUCCGCAAGAACAACAAGAUGGCCGAAGAGGGUGAUCUCGAAGGGGCAUUAAAUCGCGUUAUGAUUCUCUUCAAAUAUAUCGAGGACAAGGACGUCUUCCAGACGUUCUACACCACCAAGCUUUCGAAACGCCUCAUCCACGGCGUCUCCGCUUCCGACGAAAGCGAGGCAAGCAUGAUCUCCAAGCUCAAGGAAGCCUGCGGUUUCGAAUACACGAACAAAUUGCAACGCAUGUUCACCGACAUGUCACUGAGCAAGGACCUCACCGAUUCCUUCAAGGAGAGAAUGCAACAGAACCACGAUGAUAUGGACAUCAACUUCAGUAUCAUGGUUCUUGGCACGAACUUCUGGCCUCUCACCGCUCCGAACAACGAAUUCAUCAUUCCCACUGAGAUCCAGCCAACCUACGAACGGUUCCAGAAAUACUACCAGACGAAGCACUCGGGUCGAAAGCUUACAUGGCUCUGGAACUACUCGAAGAACGAACUUCGGACGAAUUACUUGAACCAGAAGUACAUCCUCAUGACGAGCUCGUACCAGAUGGCGAUCCUCCUGCAAUACAACAACAACGACACUCUUUCAUUAUCCGAACUUGUAGCUGCGACGUCCAUCAACAAGGAUCAUUUGACGCAGAUUCUAGCUCUCUUGGUCAAAGCGAAGAUCCUCAUCAACGAAGAGACAGACCAAUACGAUCUAAACCCCAACUUCAAGUCGAAGAAGAUUCGUGUCAACCUGAAUCUUCCUAUCAAGGCCGAAGUCAAAGCGGAAACAACGGAUGUGCUCAAGACGGUAGAUGAGGACAGAAAAUACGUCAUACAAGCCACGAUCGUUCGUAUUAUGAAGGCUCGAAAGACGAUGAAGAAUCAGGCCCUGAUCCAGGAGGUUAUUUCUCAAAUCUCGCAACGCUUCGCCCCGAAGAUACCUGACAUCAAGAAAGCCAUCGAUACUCUAUUAGAGAAGGAAUACAUUGAGCGUGUUGAAGGUACACGAGAUACCUUCGCUUAUGUCGCCUGA
Pleurotus ostreatus (oyster mushroom) is the source of this 2301-nucleotide messenger RNA. RefSeq lists its product as uncharacterized. Gene Ontology annotation, molecular function: ubiquitin protein ligase binding. The record is from RefSeq and is a predicted model, not a curated record. The coding region runs from base 1 to 2301 and encodes 766 amino acids. Gene Ontology annotation, cellular component: SCF ubiquitin ligase complex. The transcript has 9 exons. Lineage: Eukaryota; Fungi; Basidiomycota; Agaricomycetes; Agaricales; Pleurotaceae. Gene Ontology annotation, biological process: protein ubiquitination; SCF-dependent proteasomal ubiquitin-dependent protein catabolic process.